Molecule: messenger RNA, 201 nt
Organism: Sparassis crispa
Lineage: Eukaryota; Fungi; Basidiomycota; Agaricomycetes; Polyporales; Sparassidaceae
Exons: 1
Coding region: 1-201 (66 amino acids)
Source: RefSeq, a predicted model, not a curated record
AUGUCAAAGAAGAACGACUCCCAGAAGAACGCGGUCAUCGUCGGCGGCGGCUUCAUAGGCUCCCUCGCUGCCCGCGAGCUCUCGCAGAAACUCGACCCUGCGCGGUACAAGCUUAUUCUCAUCAACAAGCGGCAACGGCUCCUUCCUCCGUGGCAACGUCAACUUGUUGUCACCGAUGCAGACCCCAUCAGUCAAGGAUAA